GUGGUGUCAGUAUAUAAGGGGGUGUUUAUGAGAGAGUGAGCUAGAGGGAGGGAGGAGCGAGAGAGAGAGACCGAGAGCAGGAGAUCUAGAAAGUGUGAAGGUCUACAUAGAUUCAUUAGCAAAAAGGGGAAAUCUAAUUUUGUCCAGACUGAGUCAACAACCGACACACUUGUAGGAGGCUAUCAUAUCUGCCUGCAGACAACUAGUGGAUAUCAGUUCUCCUGUCCAUCGUGUGUGUGUGUACCACCAUGCCAUCCUACACAGUGACGGUGGCUACAGGAAGCCAGUGGUUUGCAGGGACUGAUGACUACAUCUAUAUCACCCUGGUGGGAACAGAGGGAUGCAGUGAGAGGACUUUACUGGACAAGCCACUCUACAACGACUUCGAGAGAGGGGCGGUGGACUCGUAUGAUGUGACGGUGGGGGAGAACCUGGGAGAGUUGGAGCUGGUGAAGAUAGAGAAGAAGAAGUACUGGGUUCAUGAUGACUGGUACUGUAAGUACAUCACAGUGAAGACUCCCUCUGGAGACUACGUAGAGUUCCCCUGCUUCCACUGGCUGGUGGACGACAAGGAGGUGGUCCUCAGGGACGGCAAAGCACUGCUGCCAAAGGAUGACAAGACCAGACUGGUGAAGCAACACCGACACAAAGAGCUGGAGAGCAGACGGAAAACCUACAGAUGGAGGGAGUGGCAGCCUGGAAUUCCUAUGAGUAUAGAUGCCAACACUCACAAGGAGCUUCCCAGAGACAUCCAGUUUGACAGCGAGAAAGGAGUGGACUUCAUUCUCAACUACAGUAAGGCGAUAGAGAACCUCUGUGUGAACCAGUUCAUGCACAUGUUCCAGUCCUCCUGGAAUGACUUUGCUGACUUUGAGCGGAUCUUCGUCAGGAUCAAAAACACCAUCUCAGAGUAUGUGAUGCAGCACUGGAAAGAGGACUUUAUGUUUGGCUACCAGUACCUGAACGGCUGUAACCCAGUGAUGAUUCAGAAGUGCACCAAGCUGCCAGAGAAGUUCCCCGUUACACACGACAUGGUGGCAGACUGUCUGGAGAGAGAGAUGACUCUGGAGGAGGAGAUUGAGGCUGGUAACAUCUACAUAGCAGACUACGAGUUGAUGGAAGACAUCAGUCCCAACAGUACAGACCCCUGUACUCUACAGUACCUGGCUGCUCCUAUCUGUCUGCUGUACAACAACAGCCAGAGCAAGAUCCUGCCUCUGGCCAUACAGCUGGGUCAGACUCCAGGGAAGGACAACCCUAUCUUCCUGCCCAGUGAUGGUCAGUAUGACUGGAUGCUAGCUAAGAUCUGGGUCCGCUCCUCUGACUUCCACAUCCACCAGACAGUCACACACCUGCUGAGGACUCACCUGGUCUCUGAGGUGUUUGGAGUGGCCAUGUUCAGACAGCUGCCUGCUGUACACCCUGCUUAUAAGUUGCUCCUUCCUCACAUUCGUUUCACCAUCGCCAUCAACACCAAGGCCAGAGAGCAGCUCAUCUGUGAGUUUGGCAUCUUCGAUAAGGCCAAUGGUACAGGAGGUGGAGGUCAUGUGGAGAUGAUCCAGAAGGCUAUGAGGUCACUGACCUUCAGGUCUCUGUGUUUCCCUGACGCCAUUAAGGCGCGCGGGGUGGACAGCCCUGAGGACCUACCCUACUACUACUACAGAGACGACGGGAACAGGGUCUGGGAUGUCACCAAGAGUUUUGUGUGGGACGUGGUGUGUAUCUACUACGACAGUGAUGACACAGUACAGAAGGAUGAGGAGAUCCAGGCGUUUGUUAAAGAUGUCAGCAGCUUUGGGAUGCAGGACCUUGACUGCUGUGGGUUUCCCAAGGCCCUGAAGACACGCGAGGAGCUCACAGAGUAUCUGACUGUCAUCAUCUUCACUGCCUCCGCACACCACGCUGCUGUCAACUUCGGACAGUAUGACUGGUGCUCGUGGAUCCCCAACUCACCCCCCACCAUGCGGAAGCCCCCUCCCAGGCAGAAGGGGGUGGUAGAUGUGAAGUUCAUCAUCCAGAGUCUCCCUGACCGCGGCCGGUCCUGCUGGCACUUAGGGGCCGUCUGGGCCCUCAGUCAGUUCCAGGAGAAUGAGCUCUUCCUGGGGAUGUACCCAGAUGAGCACUUCAUAGAGAAGCCAGUGAAGGAGGCCAUGGAGUUGUUCAGGAAGAGACUGGCAGAGGUCAGCAGUGUCAUCAAAAUCCGCAACGAAGGCAAGAAACUACCCUACUACUACUUCUCUCCCGACCGCAUCCCUAACAGUGUUGCUGUCUGAGAAAGGAAUGAAGGGGAGAGAGCAAGGAAGGGAACAAGGAGGGAUAGCUAUAUAAUCUGAUAUACACGGAGUGUACAAAACAUUAGGAACCCCUGCACCUACUUUCCAUGACAAGACAGGUGAAUGCUACGAUCCCUUAUUGAUGUCACUUGUUAAAUCCACUUCAGUCAGUGCAGAUGAAGGGGAAGAGAUGGUUUAAAGAAUGAUUUGUAUUCCUUGAGACAAUUGAGCCAUUCAGAGGGUAAAUGGGCAAGACAAAAUAUUUAAGUGCCUUUGAACAGUAUGUGGUAGUAGGUGCCAGGCACACCGGUUUGCGUCAAGAACUGCAAUGCUGCUGAGGU
This is a messenger RNA of Oncorhynchus gorbuscha (pink salmon), 2614 nucleotides long. Its product is annotated as polyunsaturated fatty acid 5-lipoxygenase-like. Gene Ontology annotation, biological process: linoleic acid metabolic process; lipid oxidation. The transcript is spliced from 14 exons. Gene Ontology annotation, molecular function: arachidonate 5-lipoxygenase activity; iron ion binding; protein binding. Lineage: Eukaryota; Metazoa; Chordata; Actinopteri; Salmoniformes; Salmonidae. The record is from RefSeq and is a predicted model, not a curated record. The coding region runs from base 249 to 2273 and encodes 674 amino acids. Gene Ontology annotation, cellular component: nuclear envelope.